Bursaphelenchus okinawaensis is the source of this 1853-nucleotide messenger RNA. NCBI's taxonomy places the organism in Eukaryota, Metazoa, Nematoda, Chromadorea, Rhabditida, Aphelenchoididae. The record is from the annotation of a GenBank genome assembly.
AUGACAUUGAAGAAGACACCAAUUGAUAUUGAAACGACCGGUAACAUUGUAAGUAUUAGGUACUAUUUUUUGAAGUUUUUAGUAUUUACAGCAUUUUAUAGUAUGAUCAUACUAUCUAAUACCAUAUUUUUUCAAAUAUAUAUACUACCGUACUAUCCAGUAUUACAUUUUUGAAGCAUGAGCUAUUAUUGUAAAAUACAGUAUCAAAUUUUUAAAUAUUAAGUACCACAGUACUAUCUAGUACCAAACAUAAAUAAUAAUAGUGUACCACUGUUUUAGGUCUGCUUCAAACUUCCAACUACGACAGAAGUUCUAGAACAAUCAAGGCAGCAAGAUGAAGAAACACCACGCCUAAAUGGGCUGGUUGGCAAAUUAGCAGCCGAAUUUUUAGGAACCUGCCUUUUCGUCUUCGUAGGAUCACUAUCAGGUCUAGGUACAAACAAAACAAAUGGCAUCAUGCAUGCUGCUGUAGCACAUGGAUUCACAAUUUUUGUACUUGCUAGCAGCUUUGGUGGCGUCAGGUACGAUUUAAUUUCAAAAAAUGUGGAAGGGGUAAAACAAAUUUUGGGUGUGGUAAAAAAAUUAUAUUUUUUUGGGGGGAGGGGAAUGUAUGGUAAAAAUAUUUUUUGUUUGCUAAUUAUUUUGCCGAACUCAGGUACGUUAAACUGCAAAAAAAAUUUGGGCGUGGUAAAAAAAAUUUAGGGGUGCAUAAUUUUUUUUAAUUUUAAAAGAUGAUUGAAGUUUAAGCAAUAUUAAAUUGUUUUAUGCUUCAAAAUGAAAAAAUUUUGGUUUUUAUAAGGUUCACUUUACAGUGGAGGCCAUUUCAAUCCAGCAGUGUCAUUAUCUGUUUGUAUGGCUGGGAAGCUGGAUGCCCUGUUGUUAAUGCCAUAUGUGAUAGCACAGCUACUGGGAGGAUGUGUUGGUGCAUUAUUAGUUGUUGUAAGUGAAUUCAACCAAUGAGAUUUCGGAACUUUGGAAAAAAAUUUUUUUUGAGAAAUCGACCGGUCGAUAACCAUUUGGUGAAAAAAAUGGUCAAAAAGCUAUGACGACAUUUUUAGCCUUCUAAGGGGUCGUUAACGCAUUAUUUUUUAAAAAGUAGCUUUUUGAGAAACCGACCGGUCGAUAAUUUUAAGCUAUGCUUGAUCACAAACUUUCUGACUGAAACAUAAAGAACUGCCAUUUUAAAACAAUAUAAAGGCCAAUACCAACCACAAAAACAAAUUUUAGGUAGUAACAACCGAAGAACAGUACCAUAAUAUCCUAGGUGGUGCUACUAUGCCGGGCGGUAACUUAUGGUACCAAAAUGUCAUAGUAGAAACAAUGUUGACUAUAGCUCUGUGUAAUACGGUUAUCAUGUGUGCUGCUGAUACUGAUACGAAUAUGUUGGCUCCAUUAUGUAUAGGAUUUACUGUGGCAUUGGAUAUUGUUGCGGCGUAGGUUUAGGCGGGAAAAAUGUUUUUUUCAAGGUUAUUGGUGGUGUUUCGUAUUUUACAUUACUUUUUUAGUUUUUUUUAACUUCUUAGAACUUGCGUUACCCCUACCAUACGCUAUCCAUGCCUCUGGAUCUAUCGCACACCCUUACCCCUACCCGUACCCAUCUUAUAUGCAUCUUAUUCUCUCUACCGCCCUUACUGUAGUAAAAAACUUUUAGAGGCUCAAUAACUGGUGCCAGUAUGAAUCCAGCCCGCUCGCUAGGCCCUGGCUUGGUGGCUACGAUAUUUUUGCCUUCAAAAGAUACGAAAGAAAUAUGGCAAGAACACUACAUUUACUGGGCUGGUCCCAUUAUUGGUGCGACACUGGCCGCCUUCUUUUAUCGAUGCUUCUUUGCUAGUGAUAAGAGAUUGGUCGAAUAA